AUGGCGUCGACGAAGAACCUCCGGGAGUUCUUAGAGACGGCCUCCAAAGAGCCGAAGGAACAGGUUGUAGCAGGACAGGUUCCCAUGCCUCCUGUUCUUCUUUUUGCCCCCCGGCAUCACGCUGAAGAUAGGCUGCACACAGAACUGCUCGAAAUGACAGGCAAAAUCUUUCUCGAGCUGGGGGAGUCCUUGGUCAAGAAGCGAACAUACAAUCAGAUCGACACUGCCGACCAGGUGCUUCAAGCAAUGGUUGACGUGGCCAAUGCGGCCCAAACAGCCAUUGCCUCCGAAGGUAGUGUCUCGAAAUUAGUGGACGUGAGGCCAUCCCCGAACAUGUCAAUCAAUCGAGAUAUACCGAGAGAGGAUCUGCACCGGGAACUUCUGGACGUGUUGUUUUCACAUCUGAUCCAUGACAAGCGGACAUUGCGCGACUUGGACUACUUGCUUCAGAAAUUCGUGAACGCCUUCUCCCAACUCCCAACUGAUGCGGAAGGAAAACACAUCGUGUUCACCUUCUUUGUCAAUGAGGUGGACCGGAACAAUAUUGGCACUGAGCAAUCUCCAAUCUAUGAAGAUGUCCAAUCUAUCAUGUUGAACACUAUCCGCAUGCCUACGGAAGUGUAUCGUGAUCUGGUCACGAAAAAUGAGAAGCCCUUGAAAACUCCGGCGACGAACGCCACGUCCUCGAAGAAUGGGCCUGAGAGGCAUGCGCCCACAAGGGAACAGGAGGCGCCCAGAUAUUCCACUGAACAGCGGACGUCUUUCCUCGAUAUGCUUCGAAACGCUUUGGGGGCCCCCGACGCCUCAGAGUCGGACAAUGAGCCUGAACCACCUGAAGAUAAAGUCACACUGAAAAUGGACUAUCGGAUCAUCACCGCAAAGAUAAAGCCAAAGAAAUUUAAAAAAGCGCAACAAGACAUCGAUGACAGCAUGAGAAGAGUAGUGAAGCUGGGGGCGAAGGAAUAUGGAGAAAGGGUCACCAAAGUGCUGUAUGUACUUAAAUAA
Messenger RNA from Aspergillus oryzae RIB40, 1005 nucleotides. RefSeq lists its product as uncharacterized. NCBI's taxonomy places the organism in Eukaryota, Fungi, Ascomycota, Eurotiomycetes, Eurotiales, Aspergillaceae. Bases 1 to 1005 code for a protein of 334 amino acids. The transcript has a single exon. The record is from RefSeq and is a predicted model, not a curated record.